GCUCUCGUCUCACACUCCAAGUCCAAGUCGCAAUCCUUAAUGCUACGAUUACGAAUUAAAUCUUAUACAGAGAACAUCGGUGAACUGUCAGUCAGUCGAGUUUAUUAAAUUGCACGCUGUAACGAGUGCGCGUACACGUUCGUCCUGUUAACCUAUUGCGCUGAUCCGAGCUACACCGUAUGCGCGCCAAAUUCGAAAUUUCAUCAUUCGUUGACGAGGCUCGAGUUCGAUAACCGAUUCGAAGUGAUAAGUUUUCAGCAAAUUAUCAGUUAGUGUGAAUUUCAUCCCUGAAAAGCUCCCCGUUUGUACGAAAAACCGCCCAAUUUAACGCAGUUUGCCGGUUUCGUCGCGAAACUAUGCGAAAAUUUUAUAUCAUACUGUUCGUGUGUGUGACCAUUUGUUGACCUGUGAAAAUAGUACGUUAUUUCAACAUAUUACUAGUGUGCCCAAUUUGUUAUAGUGUGAUUUUUUUUCGACUUCGUUCGAUUUUUAUGAACAUUUUACGUGAAUUAUUCAGCUGAUAUCGAGUUAUGUCGUCCAGAUACCAUACGUCGACGGUGACGUCGAAUUAUAACACUAAUAGCGAUAAUAGACUAGAUGAAUUAUUGGAAGAUUUACAAAGCACCGUUGCCACAAGGCCUAAGGUGAAUGGUACAACUUCGUCAUCGUCGUCGUAUCGAGAUGGAUCCACCGGAUACAAAGAAACCUUCAAAUCGGUCCAAACAAAAAGCACAGGAAAACCUGCAGAGUCUUCUAGGGAAUAUCAAUUCGAAUAUUUGAAUCCGUCGAAUAACACGUGUGUCAUACCAGAACGUCCGAAAAGUCCGUUCUAUGAUAAAGAAAACAUUGAUUCCAUUCCAGGGAAAAAUGUCGCUUCUUAUAAGACCGUUUCGUAUCAUUCUAAUACCAAGAAAACUGAAAAUCAAACGACUCCAGUGACAGAAAAACCCGGAGUAAAAUUCAGGCAAAAUAUUAACGAAUUAGACACCCUAUUAGAUGAUCUGAAUCACACUCAAAAAAUGGAACUAUCCACCUCAAACCACAGUAAUCGACUGAAAGGAUACGAUUCGGGAUUCCUCGAACCAUUGGACAGUAGCACUCCUCAAAAAGGACACGUGUCGCGGUUCGAAGAACGCACCUUUGAAGAACAAAAAUACGGUUCGAACGGCGUCGCUCCUCCGGUCAGAAGUCACGAAGUAAAAAAAGAAGUAUUUUAUAAUGGCGAACCAAUCGAAAGAUACCACAAUAAAUAUUCAAAUAACGACUCGACGAAAGAUUUACUUUACACCGGAGGUAGCCUGAGACAUAGAGAGCCCUCGCCAGGCAGACAAUUACAAGAAGUUUACCAUUACGAGACUAAAAGCUCUUCAACCAAAAAAAGCUCCGACCCUUCGCCUCAACGAUCGAUAUCGAGAAACUACAAUUACGAAUCGGAUGUCACCGAUAACGCCACAUCUUAUCCUUACGACUACAACAGAUCACCAUCGCCGGCCAGAUCGAUCCAUAAUUACAGCAGUAACACGGUCAGAGAAAGCACAACCCAUAGAUCACCUUCGCCAGUCAGAUCGUACUAUUCGACCACGUCUUCUGUACGAAGCAACACGACUCCUCAACCGAUCACUAAGAAUUUAUACUCUUCAUCGUCGAAAACCAUCCAAGAGACUAGCCGAAGAGAAACUCAGCGUUCACCCUCGACCCCACCACCCCAUCGAUCCCCUUCGCCAAUGUCGUUCGCCCAGCCACCAGAUCCACCGUUGGAGACUUCGGUCAAAAGUUACAACUUCGAACGGAAUAUUCGACCACAGUCGCCGAAUUUGAAACAAAAGUUUAGCCCUUCUGAUCCUAGUCGCGAUGCUAUUCCUGGUCAUACGGUAAUUUCGCGUAAUUACAAAUACUCCAGUCAGCAGACUCAAAGGUCGAAGUAUCCGCCUGAUGAUGAUUACACGUAUAGGCCGGAACCGACGCCGGCUUAUACGAGACCUUUCGUCCCUUCACCUUCGCCACCUCCUGAAGUUAGAGAGCAAAGACCGCCGAAACAUGUUGACGAUUUGAUGGCUUCGUUUUCUGAUACUGAACACCGUCAAGAAGUUUUCAAUCGUUACCACACCAGUCGUUCUUCAUCGACCAAUCGAUGCCCCACACCAGGUCCCGAAAAAAUAGUACAAGUCAAAAAGCCUUCACCUCCAUCAACUCCGACUCAAAAAGCUGAACCUCAAAAACUAACCGAAUACAGGAAAGAAAAAGUAAACGGAGUUGCUGGUCCUGCAGUGUACUACCCUCCCGGACCAUUAUUCACAAAAAAGGAAGAAUCUGCCGCAAUGCAAAAGUGCGAAGCAGGAGGAGGAAUGAAAGCUAAAAGGAAGGCUAAAUACGAGUACAAAAGUGGUAGCAAAAUGAAGGAAGAUUCAGACGUUAAAAAGACAAUCGUGCCGAUGUGUUGUCCUGUCUGCUGCGCUUUGCCUUGCGCCAUUAUGUAAUUUUUCAUCUUCGAAGAUUUCUCUUCAUUUAUCUUCUUGUGAUCGAAAUUAGUACGUACAAGAAGAGUAGUAGGAGGAGGAAGGGAGGGAGAUAGGGACGAAGAUACGAGUAUUAAAAAAAAAAAAAAAAAACAAUAAAAAUGAAAAAUCAAA
Planococcus citri (citrus mealybug) is the source of this 2630-nucleotide messenger RNA. RefSeq names its product serine/arginine repetitive matrix protein 1-like. Bases 531 to 2477 code for a protein of 648 amino acids. The record is from RefSeq and is a predicted model, not a curated record. The transcript has 10 exons. Lineage: Eukaryota; Metazoa; Arthropoda; Insecta; Hemiptera; Pseudococcidae.